Messenger RNA from Corvus hawaiiensis (hawaiian crow), 2768 nucleotides. RefSeq names its product RERG like (gene RERGL). The record is from RefSeq and is a predicted model, not a curated record. The transcript has 5 exons. Gene Ontology annotation, molecular function: GTP binding; GTPase activity. Lineage: Eukaryota; Metazoa; Chordata; Aves; Passeriformes; Corvidae. The coding region runs from base 216 to 896 and encodes 226 amino acids.
CGAGGGACCCGCCAGCCCGCCCGGGGCGGCGGCAGGAAGGCGACCUGCAGAAAGUUUGCGCCACGGGGGGACGGCACUUGGGCACUUGUGGGGAGGAGGAUGAGGAGGAAGGCGCCUCUCAGAAGCUGAAAAGGCCGGGCCCCGCCGCGGGGAGCUGCACGUCCCUCGGGGCCGGCGGGCGGGGAGCCGGGAGGAGGCGGGAUGAGGGAUGCGGGAUGCGGGGCGGUGUCGCCCGAGGCGCUUUAAAGGCUCGGAGGCGGCGGGGGCGGCGUGGCGGCGGAAUGGCCGAGGUGAAGGUGGCCGUGCUGGGCGGCAGCGGAGCCGGCAAGUCGGCGCUGGCGGUGCGGUUCCUGACGCGGAGGUUCAUCGGAGAGUACGCGUCCAGCGCCGAAUGCAUCUACACUAAACACUUGUGCCUGGAUGGGAGGCAGAUACACCUGGAAAUUUAUGACCCUUGUUCACAGCCACAUCGGGGGAAGCUCUCCCUCACAGAUGAGCUCCACUGGGCUGAUGGAUUUAUCAUUGUUUACGAUAUCAGCAACAGAGCAUCAUUUGCAUUUGCAAAAGCACUGCUGUACAGGAUCCGAGAGUCUCACAUAAGAGUUUGUAAAAAAAUGGUCGAGUCAUCAAUAUUUUUGGUUGGCAAUAAACAGGAUUUAUGCCACAUGAGGGAAGUUGGCUGGGAUGAAGGACAGAAGCUGGCAAUAGAUAACAAGUGCCAAUUCUGUGAACUGUCUGCAGCAGAGCAUUAUCAGGAAGUUGUGGCAAUGUUCACCAAAGUCCUGAGGAAUAUCACUUCCAGUUUCAAACUGAAGGAGAAGAGACGACCAAGCGGAUCCAAGUCAAUGGCCAAGUUAAUCAACAACGUGUUUGGGAAGAGAAGGAAAUCUGUGUAAGGGCUGGUUAGUCUUGAAGUUGGAACAAGCUGAAGCAAUGGAGCAGAGGCAGCUCUUGGGAUUCAGUGAAUUUCCUCCAAAGGUCAAUAUCUGGAGCAGUAAGACAGUAGAAACGAAAGGUAUAGUCAAGUGGAUGGUCUAGACCUAGAAGAUCUGACCUUCUGUUUCAAACUGCUACAGAUUCACUGUUUAGGGCUGUGCCACUUAAACUCUAAGCUGCUCCAGAGGAGAAGUCUAGUCUGUAUUUAUUCGACACCAACAGGGUCUUAGAUAGAGCUUCUAGGUGCAACUGAAAUACAAACAGUUAUUUCACAGAAUCACUUACAUUGGAAAAGACCCUUAAGAUCAUCAAAUCCAGCCAUUAACCAAACACUACCAAGUCCACCACAUAAUUUUCAGUAAACUCAGCUUUGCUGAUCAAAAUCUUGCUUCAGAAUUCUGAGUAUGGUUUUUUUUUUUGUGUGUGUGCAAGAACAUUUGCACUAAAGAAAAGCAAAAUACUGUGGCUUCAUGUGAUAAUAUAUUUGUAUUUAACUCAGAUCCUUGUGUGCCUUACACUUGCUGAAAUUCAUAUGAAUUAAAUGCUUAGACACCAAAUCUACAAAAGGUAUUUACCUGCAAAGCUGCCUUGCAGAGGCACCAGAAGUAGGGAAGAAGAUAUAUAAAGCAGUAUUGUCUUCUGUUUCAGUAUCUUUUCUUUUUUUUUUUUUCUUUCUUUCCCAUGAGUGAUGAAAGAAAGUAGAGAGGGUUGAGGAGUGUGGGAGCUGAAAUGUUGGUGAAAUGUUAGUGAGCACUGGACUGUUUCGGCAGGGCUGUCGUUGAGUGAAAUAAUUUUAUAGCAAGGGUCAGCAUAAAGCCUGGGUUUAUCCCUUUCACAGAAGAGUUUUUGUAAGCUUUAACAAAAGUUUCAUUACCUCUGAGGUGGAUGUGACUGUUCAAUCUUAGAUGGGAGCAGAAGCUUGGAAAGCACAUGGGCUGGUAAAGUGCACAAGUUCUCUAGCAUGUCUGCCUGGAUUUAAAGGUCAGCCUGCUGGUAAGACCCGUGCUCACAGAGAGUGUUUUUCCUAAUAACCAAUGUCCUUACAACUAGUCAUCGCUGUGGUAUUGAAAUGCCACAGGAGAGAGCACUAAGUAAUGCUAGCUACACUUUUCAGAAGUGGAUAUUAAACAUCAGACAGGAGUAAAUACGUUGCCAGUUGACAUUCAGAGCUCUUACUCUAGGCAACUAAAUAAGGGCUUAAGCCCUUAAAAGUGUUUGAAAGUGCUGUGAUUGUACAGAAAUUAUGAAAGGGAAGUGAUCUGAAGGUGAAUUGCUGCCUCCUACCCAUUCCGGGGAACAGCUGGGAUUCAGUCUUUGUACAAGGCUGAGUUGAAGCCUACCUCUGCUCUGAAUUUUUACCUGCAUUGAAACUAGAAAUGUUACUUUCAGUUUUUGAGUGUUCACCCGUAAGACAACAUUAAAAAGUUACACAUAAUCUUAGCAGUAAGGUUGUAAAACAGUACUAAAGCACAUUUUAUUGUGUUGACCAAAGAUCACAUUUUUUUUUAAAUGAAAGAGACUGUUUAUUUCACUUGUUAUAAGACUACAGAUAUUGGAACAUAGUUCUCAGCUGACAGGCACAGGGUUGCUUUGUUUUUCUGCAGAUGCUGCUCUGCCAUAUCAGGAGCAUUAUAUUUUAACAGUAUGGUCAAUAUCUAUGAGACUGAACGUGCAGAUUACUCAUGUACACCCUUCAACUUUCCAGCCCACACAGGAUCCCAGAACUACUAAGAGACUUGUAGCUGUAUCUUGCUCUAGCACUGCCAGAUUCCAGAACUCUUAUUUGUAUUUACUGCUCUGGUAUUAAAUAAACUGGAUAUAAGUUUGAUGUA